Molecule: messenger RNA, 6290 nt
Organism: Oryzias latipes (Japanese medaka)
Lineage: Eukaryota; Metazoa; Chordata; Actinopteri; Beloniformes; Adrianichthyidae
Gene: fyco1a
Product: FYVE and coiled-coil domain autophagy adaptor 1a
Biological process (GO): positive regulation of autophagosome maturation; plus-end-directed vesicle transport along microtubule
Cellular component (GO): late endosome; autophagosome; lysosome
Molecular function (GO): metal ion binding
Source: RefSeq, a predicted model, not a curated record
UCAGUCAAACUACUUUCAACAAGUUUGUCUGAUCUGUUUCCUACUGGGAGUUAAAUGUUUUGGAUUUGGCUGAAUUCUGAAAGGCCGAUGAUCUGAUUCGGCGGAGUGGAUGUAGCCCCCUGGAUGUCAGGGACAGACCGUUGGAGCCAUGGCUGCAGCUGGGGAGAGCCAGCUCCAGAGGAUCAUCAGAGAUCUGUACGAGGCUGUGGAAGAACUUUCAGAAGAAUACAAGGAGAGCGAGGAACCAAUCACAGAUGACAGCACCAACCUGCACAAAUUCUCCUACAGACUGGAAUACCUGCUUCAGUUUGAUCUGAAGGUAAAAACCACAUUUCUGGGUACAAAGAAGGACUACUGGGAUUAUUUCAAUGACUGUCUGGCCAAAGUCAAAGGAGCCAAUGACGGAAUCCGAUUUGUCAGAUCCAUCAGCGAGCUGAAAACAUCGCUGGGGAAAGGCCGGGCGUUCAUUCGCUACUCCCUCGUGCAUCAGCGAUUGGCCGACACGCUGCAGCAGUGCCUGCUAAACCAGAGAGUCACCAGCGACUGGUACAACGCAAAGAGUCCCUUCAUGAAGCCUGACCUCAGCGCCGACAUAAUCAGCCACCUGUAUGACCUCAACCAGGUUCUGUUUGAUGUUGCACCCAGAGGUCAUGACCUGGAUGCAUCCUGGCCAACAUUUGCAAGGAGGACGCUGGGAAGUUUAAAUUCCCCUGGCCACACGUGGAAACCCCCCAGUCGCAGUUCGAGCAUCAACAGCCUUGCCAGUACCUACUCACAGCAAGCAUCAGAGUUUCCCUCCAGCCUCGACCACGGACAAAGUCUGUUGAAUGACCUGAAUGAGUCGCUGCCCGCCUGCAUGGAGGAUGUCGGCACUGUCGACAGCCUUCGCCUGGAGCUGGACCAGUCGGAACUCAAGCAGCGAGAGCUGAUGGAGAAGGUGCAGCAGCUUGGCGAGGAAGAUGCUGAGCUCAGGGGUGUCAUCGAGGAGCUUCAAAGGCAACUUGAUGUGUCGCUUUCAGCCCAAGAGGAGUAUCAGGAAAAGCUCAAGGCCAUGAAGGAGGCAAAUGAAGGUCUGUCUCGAGAAGUACAGGAACUGAAGACUCAGGGAAAAGCCUCGGAAGCUCAGAGUGUCCUUCUUCAGGAGAAGCUGACAGCUGCAGAAGGGAAAAGCGUAGAGCUCAUGGCCAAGUUAGACGGGAUUCUGAAUGACAAGGGUUUGCAGGCGGCCAUUCACUUCGACUCGGCGCAGAAGAUCCAUGAGUUGUUGGACAGACUAAAAGAAACAGAGAAAGGGAAGAUGGAGGCCGUCUCUGAGUUGGAUGAGAAAAAAAUGCAGGGAAAAAAGCUGGAAGAGGACCUCAGAGUCAAAGAUGAACUGGCAAAGGAGGCUGAGGCAAAACUCGAAGCAUUUGCUAAAGAGAACGCCCAAUUUGAGAAAAAAAUGGAGGAACUAUGCAAUCACCUCGAAAAGCUCCAGAGGGAACUGACCGUGAAAGAAAACGAGGCAGGAAACAUGCAGAGGCAGCUGCAGGAUCUCCAGACUUCUCUGGAAGACAGAGAGGAUAAGUUGGAAGAAGUGAAGAAGAAGGCACGAGAAGAAAUGGAAGUCGCGCAGAAAAACUUUGGGGAAAUUGCUGCACUUAGAGAACAGCUUAAGAAGAAAGACGCAGACCUUAGCUCCAGCAGCGAGACACUACAACAUCUACAAACCAGCCACCUGAACUUAACCGCCGACAGGGAGAAACUGAUCGCCACACUUGCUGAGUACAAAGAAAAGAUCCAAGAAGAAACCUCAAACAAGGAAAAAUUCAAGAUGGAGUGUGACAGUCUGGUAGAAUCACAGGAAAGGCUGCUGACCAAAGUGAGUCAGAGCGAGGAGCUGCAGAAGGAAAUGACCGCAAACAUGCGAGCGCUACAGGCUGAACUUGCAGCUCUGAGGGCUUCUGAGAAACAGCUCAGGGGUCAACUAGAAGAUACCAAGAUGACCGUGGAUGAAAAGGAGCAGCGGCUGUGUGAAGACAACCGCGCGCUGGAUGAGAGUCUGCAGCGAGCGGAAAUGACAGCGAAGCUGUCAGACGCAACAGUAAAGCGUCUGGAGCAGGAAAAUCAGAGCCUGCGAGAGGAGAAAGACGCCAUCCAAGCGGCUCUCGCGCGUCUGCAGGCAGACCUUCAGGAUGUUAGGAAGAACAGCAAAGAGUUGGAGGAGACUUUAGGAGCAUCUCAAGCCAAACUUCAGGAACAGCUUCAAGCCACACAGGCUCAAUUAGAAAGUAAAGAGAAGGACUUGGUGAAGAUGCAGUCCACGUUAGAAGAAUUACAGAGGAAGGAGAAGGAGCUUCAGAUUGCAAAAACCAGUGCAGAGGCAACAUGUGCAAAACAGACUGAGAUGAUUGAAAGAAUCACAUCGGAAAAUCGGGAGUUGGAGAAAUCGCAGCUGGAAAGGGAUUCUGCUCAUGCCAAGGAUAAACAAACAGUCAGUGGUAAGCUAAACGUGGUAGAAAGGCAGCUGGAGGUCAGCAUGGCCGAGGUCUCUAGACUCCAGGCAGAGGUCCUGGAGCUCAGGGUGCAAGUCCAGAGAUCGGAAGAGGAAAAGUUGAAAUUCCAAGCCCAGCUGGAGGUGACAGAGGCCCAGAGAGACGAGCUCAGGUCUCUGACCGAGCAGCUCAAAUCCCAAACUGAAGCAGUGAACCAGCAGCACGUCGCUGAGCUCAUGGAGUUAAAGAAGACAGAAAAGGAGCUUAUAGAGCAGCGCGAUCGAGAAGUAGCUGCUCGCGCCGAGUUGACCAUGUCUACCGCUGUCCUUCGAGAACAGCUCUCCACGCUGAAAGCGGAAAACCACAGACUGGCAGUGGAGAACAGCGAGACCCGCGAGAGUCUUCACAGAGCAAACACUGAGAUGGCAGAGCUGGGGAUGAGCGUCUGUAAGCUAAACGCAGAGAAGGAGGAGGUCAGAGGGCAAUGGGCCAGCAAGGCUGCUGCGACUGAGGAGCUGGAGAAGGAGGUGGAGGAACUGAGGAGGUGCACGGAGGAACUGCAGCUGGAGAAUACAACUUUAAUAGAAGAGCUAGCGAAGAAGGAAAUGCUUCCAGGCACCGUCGCGGAGCUACAGGAACGACUGGAAAAGACCAGAAACCAAGUACAAAACAUCAAAGAAAGUUCUCAGGAAGAGGUGGCGGCUGUCCGGUUCCAAAUGAGCUCGGAGAACAUGAGCUAUCAGGUCCAGAUAAAGAGUGUGAGUGAGCAGUUGGAGAAAACGAAAGCUCGGCUGCAGGAGGAGCUGAGCUGCGGGUCGAGUCUGCGUUCCAAAGUGUCCCAGCUUGAGGGCGUAAAUGAAGAAUACUUGCAGCUUCUUGGUGAGAAAGACGCCCACAUCACAAAGACAGAAGCGUCUUUGCGGGAGAACGUCAGCGAGAUUGUGCAGCUGAGACGUGCGGUAACCAGCGCUGAAGAGGCUCACUUUGCUGCGAGAGACAUGUGCGAGGAACUGAAGCAGAGACUGAAGACAGCGGAAGCUGAGAAGAUGAGCCAGCACCGAAAGAUGACGGCGGAGAUCGAUGACCUGAGCAGAACCAAGACCAUUCUAGAGGAGCGGCUGAUAGAGCUGAUAAAGGACAAAGACGCUCUGUGGCAGAAGUCGGACGCCUUGGAGUUUGAGCAGAGACUGCGAGCAGAGGAGCGCUGGUGGCUGGUGGAUAACGAGGCCACACACUGCCUCGGCUGUCAGGGUCAGUUCACCUGGUGGUUGCGGAGACAUCACUGCAGGCUUUGCGGUCGCAUCUUCUGCUACUACUGCAGCAACUACUACGUCACGCCCAAGCACAGCGGGAAGAAGGAGCGCUGCUGCAAAGACUGUUACACGCAAGGUGGUGCUGUGGUGGAGAAAUCCACUGAGGCGGAGCCGAGUCCCUCUGAUGAGGCGUCCUCUCCACCCGUAGCUGGACAUCAGCCUGUUCCAGAGUCAGCUCCAUGCAAACCUACGCCCAGUGUAACAGCUGCAGACUCCAGCGACAGAUCCGAUGACGGGCUGUUCGACAUCAUCACAGAGGAGGAGGUGAACGGCGUCUACGACAGCGACGCCGCCUCGCAGACCACAGGAGGUUCGGAGGGAGAGACAGAGCUGCGGCAUCAGGGAGCCCCGGGGAAAGAUGUGACCCCUGAUGAAGAGCACGCUCCCACCGUUCAGGACUCUGAGAUUAACCUUCUUAAAUCGGCAGAAGUCACGAUGACCGUCCCUCUGAAUACCGAAGACAUUUCUCAGUUUGGGGACGGUUCCAGGGAGCUUUUCAUCAAAUCCAGCUGUUACAGCGUCAUCACAGUUGCUGUGAGUGACUGCGGGUCGACCAUCAGCUGGAUGUUCUCCUCAGAGCCCAAGAGCAUCUGUUUCAGUGUGGUCUACCGGGAGUCCUGUGAGGCUCAGGUGGACCAGUCAAAGGUCCUCAUUCCUCUGACUCGCUGCAAUUCUCAUAAAGAAACCGUCCAGGGACAACUGAAAGUGCGGCACCCGGGCCUCUACACUCUCAUCUUCGACAACUCCUUCUCACGGUUCGUUGCCAAGAAAAUUUUUUAUCAUCUGAACAUGGAGAAGCCUGUGAUCUAUGAUGGGAGUGACGGUCCCUGAGUCCACCCCCCCUCCCUCCACCACCGCACUCAGAGGUCAACAUGUCCGUGUUGCAGCACAAGAGAGUCUGACAUCGCAACAAUCCAGAUUCCUCCUCUUGUUAGUGGACAUUUUUUUCUAUGUCUGAUACUCAGAAGGUCAAAGGAGUCUGUGUUUGGAUCUGCUAGAUUUGAAAUGUUUCCCAAGUAAACUUCUGUUUAAGAUUUUCCUUACAUUUACUAAUUAUUUCAGUAAAGUUUGCAAUUUAUUUUUUGUUCGAUUUCUGUGAUUAUAUUUGCUUUGACCUCCUUUUUUCCAUGUAUGCUGCAAAAACUGGCAUUGACAAUCACUGAACAAUACCAGUGUGCUUUUUAGAAAAAAAACAAUUUGUUAAACGUCGACUGUGUGAGAAUAUAAAGAUUUUAGGACAUUUCUGAAGUUGGUGGUUGGUUAAAAACACAAUCAGUGUUUUUUAAUUUGCCAUCCAAAGUAAAAAAAAAAAAAAGGGGGCAGAAAUGCAACUUUCAUAGGGCUUUUUUCUAAAACUGCAUUUAUGUUUUCUACAGUAGUAUUGUAGAAACACAAAUAUUAAUAUCUGUAUAAUGUGCAAACCUUUGUUUGCAGGGUGGCUUUUCUAAUUUUCCUGCAGUAUUAGUAAGUUCAACUACUCUGGGAAAGGAAAAUGGGUAGAAACCUGCCCAUUUGAGCCAUCUUUAUUACGGUUUAAGGCGUACACCAAGUUUAUAUUUGUCAUUAAAGCCAAGUUUUUGUCCUAAUUUACAACUGACUGUUCAGAUGAAGAGCUACACGACUUUCAAAGUGCCUGAAAAUGGCGCAGAUCUCGUUUUUUUCGUAUGUGGUUUUGUUUUACCCUAUGCAAUCUACAAGAAAUUACAACAUAAUUAUCAACAUGAUAUUUUGCACAAAAUCGCACAUUUGUUAUCAUUGAUGUUUCCUUUUUAUUUUUAAACUGAGUUUCACAAUUUCGAUUCUGCUUUCAGGGAUGAAAUGUGAUAUUUUUAUUCUAAGCUGACAAAUAAAAUAAAAUUUCCCUUUUUCAUACUAUAAAUUACCUGACAAGUACAUACCUGUGUCAUAUUUGGUACUACUCAUUUAUAUGUGUGGGAGUGAUGAUGCCUGCAGCAGCCACUGCAUGUUUUCAUGUAUGGCAGGAAGGAUUAAGAGACGAACUUUUCCAUCCUGUACAUCGAUGCCAAGUAUAAACUUUGUAAGUUCUGUGUGACAGAAAAUAGACAAUGUCUUCCUGUGCAUUCAUGCAUUUUCUGUUUUUUUGUUGUUUUGGAGCUUUUUUACUGGCUAUUAUCAGGCUGGAUGUUCAGCAGUCAAGAGCCAGAAAAAUGCACUCUCUAAUGUAUUGCUUACAUUUUAUUCUAAUAUGCAAAGUUUCUGUUUGCACUUCUGAAGUUUGAAUGGAAUUGUUGUUCGUUUUCAGGAAGUUUACCACAGAAUAUUUGAUAGCAAGAUAUUUAAAUGUUGAAACAGGGGUAUAGAAAAGAAACCAGUCCUGCUUUCCUAUUGUAAUAGUCGAAUUCACGACUCCUAGCACCAAAUUUCGUGUGUUUGGCGACGCAAUGUGGCUCCAAUGGGCAGAAUUUUAUGGUUCAAGUCAAUUAAGCCGCAGAGAUUGCGUGGAAGGAGGUUGGCCUUCAAAAUAAAGUGUUGUCGAGUCUUC